Cervus elaphus (red deer) is the source of this 809-nucleotide messenger RNA. RefSeq names its product retinol binding protein 2 (gene RBP2). The coding region runs from base 201 to 605 and encodes 134 amino acids. The record is from RefSeq and is a predicted model, not a curated record. The transcript has 5 exons. Gene Ontology annotation, molecular function: fatty acid binding. Gene Ontology annotation, cellular component: nucleus; cytosol. Gene Ontology annotation, biological process: fatty acid transport. NCBI's taxonomy places the organism in Eukaryota, Metazoa, Chordata, Mammalia, Artiodactyla, Cervidae.
GCUGAAUAAUUUAUCUCAGAUCCAGGCUUCCAGAAGUCUACAUCUUCACUUUUAGUGUGGUCUCAAGAAAGUUUCUUUCAACUUAGACUUUUAUGACUGAUGAGUUUUCCCAGUCUUCGGAGUCACCUGAAGGAUUCUACAAAGCGUCAGCUUGCUCCUUGCCAUCCAGCACACACCCACGGUAACCAGAGGCCACCACCAUGACAAGGGACCAGAAUGGAACCUGGGAGAUGGAGAGUAAUGACAACUUUGAAGGCUACAUGAAGGCCCUGGAUAUUGAUUUUGCCACCCGCAAGAUCGCCAUCCAUCUGACUCAGACGAAGAUCAUUGAGCAAGACGGCGAUAAGUUCAAGACACAAACCAAGAGCACAUUCCGUAACUAUAAUGUGGAUUUCACAGUCGGGGUGGAGUUUGAAGAGCAUACAAAGGGCCUGGACAACCGGAAAGUUCAGACUCUGGUUGUCUGGGAAGGCGAUGCCCUUGUGUGCGUGCAGAAGGGGGAAAAGGAGAACCGAGGCUGGAAGCAGUGGGUUGAGGGGGACAAGCUCUAUCUGGAGCUGACGUGCGGUGACCAGGUGUGCCGUCAAGUGUUCAAGAAGAAGUGAUGGUUUAAGGAGGGCCUACUGAGCGUGCAUGCCACACUCCCUGUGAAGAGUUCUCUGCCAGCAUUGGGGAGCAGCCAUGGGGACCCUCCUGGUCCUGACAGAGCCCAUUAAGAUAUCUCGACCUCUCCUGCUUCUGAGAUGGCCCACACUAUGUCUAUGGAGUGUGUUUCCUCCCUGAAUAAACCUUUUUUCUCUUUCAGUUCA